GCCAUGAUGGCGUAUCACGUCCUGAUGACCAAGUGCAAGCAGAGCCUGAAGCCUGGAGAAGAACUGCGCUUUCCCCUGGCUCUCGAACCAGAGGACGCUCGGCGCCUGCGCAAGGCGGCGAAGUCCGUGGCUCUGCACAACUUGCUCAACGAAGGUGUGGUCUCCAGUGCGGUGUGUCUCUUGGAACUGUGCGGCCUCGAGACGGAAAAGCUGCGGGUGGAUGUGGAAGCAGCCAAGAGGAUCUACUCCCACGCGGUGCAGAAUAGCGAGAGCGGCAGCCGUUCCGCCGCCAGCGUCAUCCAACUCUUCCAGUCCUUUCCGGACACCGAGGAGGCUGAGGAUGCCUCUGCGGCAGCUGAGGCGGCCAUCACAUCACCGCACCUGCUGAAUGCACUGAGGAUGUUGGAAGAAAGCACCUGGGCCUUAGAUCCCCACCCCUCGGCCCCCGCGGCGUCCAUCCAAGCGCUGGGAUACGACCUGCCCUGGCACCUGGUGGCCUUGUUCUGCCGGGUGCACUCGCUGCCCAGGUCCUUGACCUUGCUACACGAGCUCGCGCGUAACAACGAUUGGGUCAUGUUUCUCUAUGAAAGCGACCUGCAGCAAUGUCCCGCUGAUACGGUGCUGGACAUCGUGGCGGGCUACUUCACCGAGCUGCCCCUGCAGAGCCAUCUGCAGAUCUUGGCCAACUCCAUCGCCAGCAGGGACCUGGGCGAAAGUGGUGCCCGCGAAGGGAAAGGACCCCGGGGAGCCGCCAAGACGGACAGUGCCAUGCCGGCCAAUGCCAUCGGCUUUCUGGAGAGGAAUCGUUCAGGUUCCGCAAAGGUUGGUCGUGGACUGCUGCAGCACGCGCUGCUGCACCGGAAGGCACGGCUGGCAGUGGUGGCCAGCGCCUUUAGCGACGUGAGUUACUUGCAGUGUAUGGCAGUGUGGCUCACAGUGAAUGCAGAGAAGAACCCUGACCAUGGGGAGGCAGAGGAGAGUACAUGCAUUGCGCGCCCGUCGCCGAACCCUGCAGAGGUGGCUGCUCAGAUUGCCAACCUUUGUCGCAAGCGUCAAGCGUUUUCCUUGGUGUUGCGGGCGCUAAAGAUCUUUGAUCCCGAGAAUCCUCUGAUUGACUUCAUCUGCUUCCACCGAGCUUUUGUGCAAUGCCGUUUCAAGAGUUGCCGGGAACAUUUGCGACGCUUCGUGGGACUUCGGAACGAGUCUGGCUCCUACAGCUUAGCCUUCUCGCCCCACGUGGAGCGACUCAGCGAAGAGAUGGUUUGGCGCGAGCUCCCAGCGAUCUUCUGGCGGAUUUGCAAUGCUGUGGAUGCUGUGGGAUGGGGGAAAAAGGCUCAUUCAGCAGCCUGGGUGCCCAGAAGUGCCCAGACUGGACUCGACGUCGACUUCCGCGUUCCCAGUGCCGAACUGCUGCAGCUCUUGAUUUCCAAAAAGAUGUUUGCCGAAGCACGGGCCUGGGCCAAGAAUGGCCUGAAUGGCAUGGAUACCAAGAAUUUGACCGGACAGGACGGAGCGAGAUGGGCCACAACCAGAGGAGCGCAGAACAUUGCGGUGUUUUGCUUUGAGACGGCCGAACUUGCCUUUUCAGACGAAUCAGUGAGGUUUCAAUUGAUGAUCGCGAGUGCGGCUCUCAUUGCCAACUGGCCUCCAGCAGCUCCUGACCAUCUACUUGGACGACAAGCCCUCAAUCAUCAGAUGCAACAGCAGGUGGCUCAAACUGGGACAGCUUCUCAGCUGUUGACAGCUAUGCAGGUGGCGGGCACUUUCUUCGUUGGGAAGCCUGCUCUUCCGUUCGGUACAGGAGGGUUUCCUCGGACGAGGUUGCAGAAAGAUCUUCAGAGGCAAGUGGAUGUGGCUACAGUGAUAGUCAACACUGUCAAUGAUAUCGUGAACACCGCGAAUAUGGCUCAUGUGGCCAAGGUUGGGGCUGCGCCAAUUGUGGCAGCCAAGCCUCCUCCAGGGCCAAAAGUUCGAGGAGUUGAUGGUUCUUUCAUUGCCUUUCCUUUGUUUGGACCUCCAGCAAAAGGAGCCCCUCCUGCUCCUGUUGCGCCUCUUGCUCCGUUGCCGCCUGUUCCGAAAUUGCCUGCGGCUCACAAAGCGAAAGCUCCCGUUGCAGUUCCCAGAGCGCCAGAGUUUCCUGCUCCUUCUGUGGCAUGGCCAAAAGCCGGAGCAGUGCCGCCUGUGCCUUUUGCUGUUCCAGCAAAGGCAGCUCCUUUGCUUCCGGAUCAGGGUGGAGAACCAGAGCCGGCGGAGAUUCCAAAUGAUCUUGUGGGACGAAAGGCAAGCGACAUUUUGCAAAGGGUUAGAGAUAUCAACCUGCCAGACUUGUUCAUUCAGGGUGCUGUUUUGUCAUUUCUGGGUAUGGGAGAUGAAGCUCUUACUGCAAACAAGGUCGUUGCUGCUGCCAUUUGCAAGCCAUUCACAAACAGAGAAUCAUACGACUUGACAAAGGCAUUGCUCAUAGCAACAGAGCCAUACACCAUGUCAAUGCUUCUUGCUGAACGACAGUUGCUCAUGUCGUUUGCGCACGUAGCGCCAGCAGAUCGACAAGCUGUGAUCCCUCUCGUAGCAGGAGGAUUUGGGUUCUCAGCCGAAUUGCGAAUGGCAGACAGUUUGACUCCGUUGUCUCCAAUUGAAAUGACCGAACGUGACAGGCUUGCUUGCCAGCCAGAACCAUCAAUGAUGGGCGCAGAGGUCACGCCUCUAGCACUUGAAGUGCAGAGGCAGUUGGUCAUGCGGUAUGGGUACUCGAUGUCGCCCACGCUCUUGGCCACCAUUCGUUACAACACGAGUGGCCAGAGCGGAUGGCCAGUCAACGUGGUACUUUCUGUGCCCUAUUCUACCUGUGGUCGAGACGACCACGCGAUGGCAGGAACCAAUCGCCUGACCAGCCAAAGCGUUGUACCGCACCCAUGUCUCGGAAUAUUCGGUGAGGAUUCCUUCAAGGUUGCCAGAGAGUUCAAGUAUUCAACAAACGAGACAGCGAGGGCAUUGCUUUUCCGUUGGAGUGUGGAGCAUCGAAUGGGCAGGGAACUGCCUUUGAUGAUGAUUCAGCCUCUUGAGAAUGAGGGAUUUGCUGAGCCUGUUUAUGGACAAGCAAGCGUUGCAUCCAUAUUGACGGCUCCAAGCCAUGGUGAUCUCAUUGAACCAACAUUGUUCAUGACAGAAUUACCUGAUCCUACCCGUGUUGGAUUGAUUCCUCGUCAAUCUCAACCUGAGUUGCAUGGCUCCAAUGCUCUUUUGAAUCAUGAAGAUUUUCUCAUCAAUCUUCCUUGGGGCAGCACAGAUUUGCAGCGUUCACUGGUGCCAUUGUUGCGUGAUGUGGAUGCAAGAGUGUUUGAUGUGCUGGAUGCUUCGAGAGAAGUUUUUGGUGUGUGGUAUGAACAGCCUUGUAGUAUGCCUGUGUCAAAGGUAAGUGCCGAGCUGUCAAAUCUUCGUGUGCGGAAUCGAGGGAUCAUGAUCAACAAGCCAGCAUUUGAAACUUGCAUGACUAUGUGGGAGUCGAAGAAUGAGGUGAUGUCUUUUGAUGACACUUUGCGGGUUGUUGAUGGUGUGGAUUUGGGCGUGUUGGACAUUGUUGAAGUUCUUUCUCAACCUGGUCAUCCAUUGUUUGGUUCCAUGAAUUUGUAUGUUUUCGGCGCUUUGUCAGAUGAGAAGUAUCAUUCAGACAGUUUCCUUAGGGAGCUUUUGUCAAGAGGAUUUGCUGAAGCACGGGAGAAGUUUCAAAAAGGUGAGGUGAUUCGAACUGGCACAAGGCUCUUUGAUUCCGUGGGAGAUGGAGGCUUCAGCCUGCUUCAUGUUCUGAUGUAUGGUGUUCAGAUGACUUCUGAAAUGGUGGAGAGUUGGGCGCGGGACACUUGUUUCUAUGAUCAAGAGUUGGCGCCUUACGUUGAGGUGAGAUUACAUGAUGUUUCUGUGCUCUACACGAGAAUGUUCAGAAGCGAUUUGAUCACCAAUGGAAUGAGUCGAGCUUUGUCGAAGUUGAGUGAGUUGUGGAAAAAGCAUCGUCAAGCUUGGCCUUACAAUCGUCUGGUUUGCCAAAUUCUCUGCAUCCUAUUGAAUCCUUCAGGGGUGGAAAGCUUUGAAGAGAUGGUGGAUUUGGGAGGAGGCAGGAGAGAUGUCAAUUCUGAUCUCGCAGGUUUGAAAGCUUUGCACAGCAUCAAAAGACUUGCGAGGACUUGGCCUUCUGACAUCACUAGAAAGACAUUCACUGGAAAGGUGGAUCACAAAGGCUUAGCAUCAAAGUUGUACGUGCACACUGCUUUAGGGCGGAACAACUUUGGUACAGAUUACAAAGCUGAUUUGGUGGAUUGGGUUGAUGAACCAGUGCCAAGACGAUUGUUGACUCUCGAAGGUGCUCUUGAUCGCCAAUCUUAUGUUGAGAUGGAGAAUGGAGUGCUUCAUGAGUGUUGGAAGAAAGCUUUUUCAAAUCCAGCUUGUACUGGGAGCCCUUCAUGGCAAGAUUUCAAAGCAACACUUCAAAGUGCGAUGGGUCAUGGUUUUGGAAAGACGCCGCUUGGGACAUUUGAGCAGAUGUAUUCUGGAGAUGAUGUGACAUCGACAGAUUUGCGUGCUUGGGUGAGCUUGUAUCGUGGCGGAUAUCUGGAUGAGAGACCCAAAGGCUCUCGAAGAGCUACUAUGGAAGUGUUGGAUUUGGAGGAGAUGCUUGAGACAGCAGACAGAGAAGCUGAUGAGGUGGCAAAACUCUUCAACCUGGAAUAUGUCACUCUCGUGCAUUUGUUUCUGAAAAGAGAAGCUGGGCGCGACAGACAGUUACAGCAGAUUGGAGAUUCAAUGUUUUUACGAACAAUGUUUCUCAUGUCUCCAGUGCUCAAAACUUGGUUUUUAGAUGAUGAAUUCAUCAUUGGUGAGUCUGGAAGCAGAACUUUUGAGGAGGUGGCUGAAAGACUGUUCAAUUUCCAGGACAAGGGCAAUGGUGGUUCAAAUGUUUGCACUGAUCACUCAGGAUUUGAAAAGUCUCAUCAUCGCACAUCGAAUGUGUCAUUUUUCCGUGAGGGAGGGAAUGCAGAGAAAGCGGUGUUUGGGUCUUCAAUGCAUCCUGACAGGGAAGAAACAUGGAGGCAGUGUGAAGAAAGAGUGCAAAAUCAAAUAUUUGUGAUUCAGGAUGAAAUCGACAAAGCUGUGGAUGCUCUGAGAGAGAGAGACGUGGCAGAAGAUUGCUAUCGUAUGGGCUCUUUUAGAGGAAGACCUGCUUUGUUUGUGAUCGUGCAUGAUGGUCUCUGUUCCGCUGCUCCUGAUACUAUGCUUCGCAACUGCUUUCUUCACAAAUCCUAUGCUAAAGCUUCAGAAACAUCGGCCGCUUCAGUUGCUCAAGGUAGCCCCUGUGAGCAUUGA
Molecule: messenger RNA, 5355 nt
Organism: Cladocopium goreaui
Lineage: Eukaryota; Dinophyceae; Suessiales; Symbiodiniaceae
Source: the annotation of a GenBank genome assembly